Molecule: messenger RNA, 382 nt
Organism: Periconia digitata
Lineage: Eukaryota; Fungi; Ascomycota; Dothideomycetes; Pleosporales; Periconiaceae
Source: the annotation of a GenBank genome assembly
AAUGAGAAUCUUGAUUCCCCUCUGUAGCAGUACGGGUACAUGUACAACCCUUCCCAACAAACACCUCAUCAUCCUUCUCCAGUAUUCCCGAUACCAUUUCUAUUCAGUGAUCACUAUUCUCUCUCCUACAAAAACAAAAUUCCUACAAAUCAUACAUGAUCCAGGAAGACCAAACUCCCCUAUCCAACUUGACCAAAACAGCUAUACAUAUAUCUUCCAAGUACCCUACGUCUCUAUCUCUCUAACACAAAAGCCUCCUCCAUACUCACCAAAACCCAUCCAUCCUUCCAUCCACCCAUACUUCCCAGCAUCUCUCACCGACCUAUACACCAUCUCCCUCGCCCCCCUCCCCUCCCAAAAGAAACCCCCCACCGGUCUCUAA